GAGCGAGCGGGCGCGGGCGCUGCGCAGAUGGCCGGGGCAAGCAAGGUCUGAGGCUGGGUUCCUUGAAACGUGACCAUGUGGAUCCAACAGCUUUUAGGACUCAGCUCCAUGUCCAUCCGCUGGCCCGGCCGCUCUCUCGGAAGCCAUGCCUGGAUACUGAUAGCCAUGCUGCAGCUUGCUGUAGACUUCCCGUCCUGUGACUCACUAGGCCCCAGUCCCGAGUUCCGGCUCCUGUCACGCCCACAGAGGCCCCAGCGGCUGUGGAGUCUGCGAAGUGGACCCCCAACAAGGCUACCAACGCCAGCCUGGAGUCCCCGUGCCGCCCGGGCCGAACGUGCCCACGGGCCCAUACAGAUGCAGACUCCCCGUGCUCGGAGGGCCCACAGGCCCAGGGACCAGGUAGCCACCCUUGGACCCAAAGAGGGACUCACCAAGCCCCCGGCUGCCCCCAGAUCGAGCCCUUCCCUCACCUCUGCAACGGCCUCAUCCUCUGUGGUGACUGCUGGGACUGCAGAGCACCAGAGCCUCCUGAGACGGGGUAGGAGGCACACACAUGAUGCAGAGUUCAACGAUUUCGACUUCCGUGGCAGUAGGCCCACGACAGAGACAGAAUUCAUAGCCUGGGGGCCUACGGGGGAUGAGGACACCCUGGAGUCCAACACCUUCCCUGGUGGUUUCGGCCCCACCACGGUCUCCAUCUUGCAAACACGGAAGACAACUGUGGCCACCACCACUACCACCACUGUGGCCAGCACGGCCACCGCCAUGACACUGCAGACUAAGGGGGUCACCGAGUCCCUGGAUCCCUGGAAAAGAACCCCUGUUGGGGUUAGCACAACGGAGCCUUCCACUAGUCCCAGCAACAAUGGGAAAGACAUCCAGCCCCCCAGGAUCUUGGGGGAGACCUCAGGUCUGGCCGUGCAUCAGAUCAUCACCAUCACCGUCUCCCUCAUCAUGGUCAUCGCUGCGCUCAUCACAACUCUUGUCUUAAAAAAUUGCUGUGCCCCAAGCGGGCACACUCGGAGGAACAGCCACCAGCGGAAGAUGAAUCAGCAGGAGGAGAGUUGCCAGAACCUGACGGACUUCACCCCGGCCCGGGUGCCCAGCAGUGUGGACAUCUUCACCGCCUAUAACGAGACACUGCAGUGUUCCCACGAAUGCGUCAGGGCCUCCGUGCCCGUGUACGCCGAUGAGACGCUGCACUCGACUGGGGAGUACAAGUCCACGUUCAACGGAAACCGAUCCUCCUCUGCCGAUAGGCAUCUCAUCCCUGUGGCCUUUGUGUCUGAGAAAUGGUUUGAAAUCUCCUGCUGACUGGCCGAAGGCUUUUUACCUCCUGGGGGCGGGGCAGACGCCAUGUGUCUGUUUCAUGGAUUCCGUUGGUGAACUUGUACAAACAAAACAACAAAAACAAAACAAAAAAUUAUAAAACCUAAACCUAAACUAUCUAAGGGGAGGGUCCCGCACCCACUGCUUCUGCUCACCCUCGGGGACUCAGCAGAGCAGGACACCCAAGGCCAAAUCUAUUUUUGUAAAAUUGCUCGUGUGCCUAGGGGCGCUCCCUUCUCCCAGAGUCUUCUCCGGAGAGCAGAAAAGAUGAUGUGCAGAAGCGGACUGGAGACGGCAGAGAACGCCAAGCAGAAAGACUGGGGACGGCUCCCGACACCUGGGACUCGCACCACGAUUCUGAACCUGUGCCAAUAAUACCACUAUGUGCCACGUAACGAGCCGGAAGCCCGGCAGCAGCCGAGCCCAGCGAACCACGCGGAGAGAUCUUAACCGAGGGCAGGGGUG
Molecule: messenger RNA, 1794 nt
Organism: Apodemus sylvaticus (European woodmouse)
Lineage: Eukaryota; Metazoa; Chordata; Mammalia; Rodentia; Muridae
Gene: Ajap1
Product: adherens junctions associated protein 1
Exons: 6
Coding region: 76-1314 (412 amino acids)
Cellular component (GO): adherens junction; plasma membrane; cell-cell contact zone
Molecular function (GO): beta-catenin binding
Source: RefSeq, a predicted model, not a curated record